Messenger RNA from Mus pahari (shrew mouse), 1238 nucleotides. It is a transcript of the gene Dkk4, whose product is annotated as dickkopf WNT signaling pathway inhibitor 4. Bases 140 to 805 code for a protein of 221 amino acids. Gene Ontology annotation, cellular component: extracellular region. The transcript is spliced from 4 exons. The record is from RefSeq and is a predicted model, not a curated record. Gene Ontology annotation, biological process: multicellular organism development; negative regulation of canonical Wnt signaling pathway. Gene Ontology annotation, molecular function: receptor antagonist activity; co-receptor binding. NCBI's taxonomy places the organism in Eukaryota, Metazoa, Chordata, Mammalia, Rodentia, Muridae.
ACACACCUUCCUUGGGCAGAUUCUCUUUCAGAAAAGGCCUUUGUGGGCGACUUGCAGAUUGUACCUAGGGCCACUCAGCAGCCCAGCCUUCGAAGACUCAAGGGAUACUGGAGCUCCCGAGAGACCAGAGUGAUUGAGGAUGGUACUGGUGACCUUGCUAGGACUCAGCUGGUUCUGUUCACCCCUGGCAGCUCUGGUUCUGGACUUUAACAACAUCAAGAGCUCUGCGGAUGUGCAAGGCGCUGGGAAGGGCUCACUGUGUGCAUCAGACAGGGACUGCAGCGAAGGGAAAUUCUGCUUCGCGCUUCACGAUGAACGGUCGUUCUGUGCCACGUGCCGCAGAGUUCGCAGGAGGUGUCAGAGGAGCACCGUGUGCUGCCCAGGAACGGUCUGUGUGAAUGAUGUUUGCACUGCAGUGGAAGACACAAGGCCAGUGAUGGACAGAAACACUGACGGCCAAGACGGCACCUAUGCAGAAGGAACCACCAAAUGGCCAGCGGAGGAGAACAGACCUCAGGGGAAGCCCAGUACGAAGAAAUCACAAAGCAAUAAGGGACAGGAGGGCGAAAGUUGUCUUAGAACCUCUGACUGCGGCCCUGGACUUUGCUGCGCUCGCCAUUUUUGGACAAAAAUUUGCAAGCCGGUUCUACGAGAGGGACAAGUCUGCUCCAGGAGGGGGCACAAAGAUACUGCCCAAGCCCCAGAAAUCUUCCAGCGUUGUGACUGUGGGCCUGGACUAGCGUGCCGAAGUCAGGUGACCGGUAACCGACAACAUUCAAGGCUAAGAGUAUGCCAAAGAAUAUAAGCUGUAAAAACACGGGACUUGUCGUUGUGUUCACACAGAAUCCCUGGCACUAAUUUUAUUAUAUUUGUUAUUUUAUUUUCUGAGACAGGGGUCUGUGUAGCCCUGGCUGGCCUUGCACUCAUAAGAGACCCGCCUGCCUCUACCUCCUGGAUGUUAUUUUGGGAGGGGUAAGGGUUCUGAGACAGAGUCUCAGAGUAAGCUCUAUAACCAGACUGGCCUCAAACUCACGAUCCCGACCUCAAGCGAGUCUUGGGAUUGCAGGCGAGCAUAUUACACCCAGCACAUAAAUAAAGCCCAAUCUUCUAGCGACUGAAACAGACGGUGAGCAUGUUGUACUAUGAGGAGCCACUUUUGGCUUUGUGUCUACUGUCCACAAUACUGACAGGACUCAGUGACUCAAUCCGUUCAAAUAAAUCUUUUUUAAAAAUUGAAA